AUGAGUAAGCACUCCAACAGGAGUGGUACUUGCGGUUCUGUCUCAAGUGGUGGAACUGAAGUUCAGCAGAGGGGUCCGCAGAGCAGGAGUGGAGGUCUCAGUCUCGAUUGGCAGCAAGGUGGGAUCCAGGUUCAGGAGACAGCAGGCGUUCUGACAUUAAUCACGGAACGCCAUGCUGCCUCGUUCAUCUCCUUAAAUAGGGCCAGGAAGCCCAUGCCCCAUUACUAUCGCUACAUGUUGACUUUCAUUUUUGCCAUAGAUGAAAUAAACAGAAAUACUAAUAUUUUACCCAAUGUGACUCUGGGUUAUCAUGUGUUUGAUUCCUGUAAUGAUGUAAGUAAGGCUGUGGAUAGCAUACUACAGAUGUUAUCUGGCUCUGGUGACACAGUUCCUAACUAUUCCUGCCGAGAUCAUGACAAACUGGCUGGUGUUAUUGGAGAUCAAAGUUCAGAAAGUUCUCUACAGGUGUUUGAAAUCCUAAAAAUAUAUGGAUAUACCCAGAUCAGUUAUGGUGCAACAGAUUCUCUCCUAACCAAUAAGCACAUCUACCCAUCUUUCUUCCAAACACUCCCUAGUGACCAGACUCAGUAUCUGGCAAUUGCUAGGUUGAUGAAACAUUUUGGCUGGACAUGGAUUGGUGUUAUAACAUCCCAUGAUGAUGGCGGGAUACAACAGGAAAUGAAAGGAAAUCUCCUCAAAGUCUGGAGAAAUUCCAAUUGGACAUUUCUGAGACAAAGGAUUGUGCAUAAAGUGCCAAACAAGAAGAACCAGUGUGCGCCAAAGCCAACUGAUUUUCUUUCCUAUAGCAAUGAUCCAAUAGCACUCAUUGCCUUAAUCUUUUCUGUAACAUAUUUUGUUAAAACAUCAAUCAUCUUGAUUAUCUUCAUUGUAUACCGAGAUACUCCAGUUGUCAAAGCUAAUAAUCAAAGUCUGAGCUUCCUCAUACUGGUCUCCAUCAUGUUAAACUUCCUCAAUGUACUUUUGUUCAUAGACCGUCCUGUAAAUGCCACCUGCCUGCUGCGCCACACCUCAUACGCUAUCAUCUGCUCAGUGACUAUGUCCAGUAUUUUGGCCAAGACUAUCAUGGUCUAUCUAGCCUUCAAAGCCACCAAACCUGGAAGUUGCUGGGGGAAAUUUAUUCAAGCAAAAUGUAUCCACUGUGUUGUCUUUAUUUUUUCAUUUGUUCAGGUCUUAAUUAGCUUGAUUUGGUUAUCCAUUUUCCCUCCUUUUCCAGAAAUGAAUACCCACUUAUGUCUAGACAAAAUAAUCAUUCAGUGUAAUGAAGGUUCUAUUGUGGCAUUUUCCAUCCUCCUGGGUUACAUGGGGCUUCUAGCAGCUGUGAAUUUCAUUGUGGCUUUCCUGGCCAGAAAUUUACCAGAUAGUUUUAAUGAGGCCAAAUACAUCACCUUCAGCAUGCUGGUGCUCUGCAGCGUCUGGAUCGCUUUUAUCCCAGCUUAUAUGAGCGUUACAGGAAAGAACACUGUGCUUGUAGAGAUAUUUGCUAUCAUUUCCUCAAAUGUAGGAAUCUUUGCCUGCAUAUUUUUUCCCAAAUGUUAUAUUAUUCUGAUGAGACCAGAUUUAAAUACUAAAAAUGUUUUGCUAAGACAUGCUCACUGA
Messenger RNA from Nanorana parkeri, 1617 nucleotides. RefSeq names its product vomeronasal type-2 receptor 26-like. Bases 1 to 1617 code for a protein of 538 amino acids. Gene Ontology annotation, biological process: G protein-coupled receptor signaling pathway. Gene Ontology annotation, cellular component: membrane. The transcript is spliced from 5 exons. Gene Ontology annotation, molecular function: G protein-coupled receptor activity. Lineage: Eukaryota; Metazoa; Chordata; Amphibia; Anura; Dicroglossidae. The record is from RefSeq and is a predicted model, not a curated record.